This is a messenger RNA of Dimorphilus gyrociliatus, 1104 nucleotides long. The record is from the annotation of a GenBank genome assembly. NCBI's taxonomy places the organism in Eukaryota, Metazoa, Annelida, Polychaeta, Dinophilidae.
AUUAUGGACACCGCGAAUAUUGGAAUCUAAAGUCGUGUUUGGUAAAACCAACGUGUUUCUAUUUAUCCUCCAAUUUCGAAUAAAAAAUUACGUAACUUCCCCACGCCAUUUAUCACUUUUCUUAAUUGGACUUUUCUAAAGCAGAAAUGUAUGUUAAACAUCACGGAACUUUGCACCUAACUAGAUUAUUUAUAUUUUUAUAAUUUUUAUGAUUCCGUCUAAUUCACUUUUACUACGAUUCCUACCUAUAGAAAUUAAAGAAUGGGUCGUUCGUCAAAAGACAAACGUGAUAUAUACUAUCGUUUGGCAAAAGAAGAGGGGUGGAGGGCUCGAAGCGCUUUCAAGCUAUUACAAAUUGACGAAGAAUUUAAUAUAUUUAAAGAUGUUAGUCAUGUUGUUGACUUAUGUGCUGCCCCAGGUAGCUGGAGUCAGGUGUUGGCUAAGAAGAUUAGAAUAGAACCACAGAAUGACGAUGCUAAAAUUAUAGCUGUUGAUUUACAAGCUAUGGCCCCUAUUCCCGGAGUUGAGCAAAUUCAAGGAGAUAUUACCAAAUUAUCAACAGCAAAGAAAAUAACAAGCCAUUUUGAAGGGGAAAAAGCCGAUUUGGCUCUAAAUAUAACAACGCAUGUUUUGAAAAAGUCUGGAACAUUCGUGGCAAAAAUAUUCAGAGGGAAAGAUGUUAGCCUGUUAUACUCUCAAUUAAAAAUUUUCUUUCCCCUGGUUACAAUCGCUAAACCAAGGAGUAGCCGCAAUUCUAGUAUAGAAUCUUUUGUCGUUUGUCAAAAUUACUCACCUCCGGAUGAUUAUACUCCGAAUAUGCUGAAUCCUCUAUUGGAUCAAAAAUAUGACGAUACAAACAGCUUGGAAGGUUCUAAUAGGCUAAUUACACCUUUUAUUGCCUGUGGAGACUUGAGCGGAUACGACGCUGAUAUGACGUAUCCCUUGGAGGACGAGUAUGUUUAUAGACAACCCACACAGAAACCUAUAAAUCCGCCUUAUAAAUUAGCUUGUGAAUUAAAGCGAAGCGAUAAACUUGAAAAGGAGAAAGUUUUAGAAAGUGACGAAAAAGGGGCAGUUGGUGGCAUGGAAAAGUUAAGUUUAUGA